AUGGCCGCCUCACAGCGUUACUGCGUGGCCGAGGAGAGAAGCGGUCACUGCGCGGCCAUGUACCACAACCGUCUGUACGUGUGGGGUGGAUACGUGACAAUAGAAGAGAAUGAAGUUUAUCUGCCCAAUGAUGAGAUUUGGAUCUAUGAUACAGACAGUGGCUUGUGGUCUAUUCACUUAAUGGAUGGCGAUGUACCUCCAUCAAUGUCAGGCAGCUGUGGGGCUUGUCUUAAUGGAAAGUUGUAUGUUUUCGGAGGGUAUGAUGACAAAGGCUACAGUAAUCAGCUGUACGUUGUGGAUUUGAAAUCAGGGACUGGACGGUACACGUGGAAGCACAUUACAAGCUUUAAAGGCAAAUCCCCUACAGCACGGGAUAAACUAUCGUGUUGGGUUUACAAAGACAGGUUAAUCUAUUUUGGAGGAUAUGGAUGCAGAAAGCACAAUGAGCUUAGUGAAUUCUUCAAUGUCCAUGACGCAUCAUGGGAAGGCCAGAUGUUUUGGGGAUGGAACAACGAUCUUCAUGUUUUUGACACAAGUAAAGAGACAUGGUUUCAACCUGUGGUAAACAAUGUUCCACCACAAGCCCGGGCUGCUCAUUCCUGUGCUGUUCUGGGGAAUAACGGAUAUGUCUUUGGUGGCCGAGUGUUGGAAACACGAAUGAAUGAUUUGCACUUUUUGAACCUGGACACUUGGACUUGGUCUGGCGGAAUCCGAGUUAAUGGGGAGAAGCCCAGAGGCAGAUCAUGGCAUACACUAACUUCAGUUGGGAAUGAUCAGCUCUUUCUCUUUGGAGGCCUUAGUACUGAAUGCGAACCAUUAAGUGAUGGAUGGAUUUAUAGUACAUCGACCAAUGAGUGGAGGCAGUGUAAACACUUUCCCAAAGACAGACCAAGAUUGUGGCACACCGCCUGCCUUGGAAAAGACAGUGAAGUAAUGGUGUUUGGUGGAAGUAAAGAUGACCUCCUCUCCUUAGACACAGGUCACUGCAAUGAUUUACUCAUCUUUCAGAUUCAGCCAUUCUCGCUGCUUAGGUUGAGUUUGGACACUGUUGGGAAAAAUGCUGCAUUAUUGGGAAACCAAGUAUCCUCCUUACCUCGAAAUCUCCUUCAGCAAGCAAUGAAGAGAAUAACAUUCUGGACAGCGACAAAAUACAGACAGGGCAAGUCAGCUCGUACAUAUGAAGUGAAUAACAACACAACAUGAGCAGCCAGAGGAGGAAAUAUUAACGUGUUUGCACCUCAACUAAUGUUUUAUUACUGGGGGGGGGGGGGUUCUGCUCACCCUCUGGCACACAAAAUGUUAAGGUUUGUGUUAAAUAAGCAGUACUGCACUGUUGGUAAGGAUCUCAACAUGCAAGUGGGUUAAACAAUACUGUUUAAUGUUUACUUUUUGCAAGGUUCAAAGCCAUUUCUGUUGUAUUAACAGGUACAAUU
Messenger RNA from Spea bombifrons (plains spadefoot toad), 1433 nucleotides. RefSeq names its product kelch domain containing 1 (gene KLHDC1). Gene Ontology annotation, molecular function: protein binding. The coding region runs from base 1 to 1203 and encodes 400 amino acids. The transcript is spliced from 13 exons. The record is from RefSeq and is a predicted model, not a curated record. NCBI's taxonomy places the organism in Eukaryota, Metazoa, Chordata, Amphibia, Anura, Pelobatidae.